AAGCGAGUCAUCUGACAGCUUCCAAGAUGGCGGCGCAGUGCUGACUUCCUGAUGGGGUUGCAUACGGCUAUCCUUUUGAUCCAUCUGAAGCUGUCUCAUUCAUCAGUAGUGCAAGGGAAGGGGGCAAGUAGAGAGCAGCUGCUGGCGUGACAUGCAGAACAGAGAAGAAGGGAACAAGACAAAAACUAUGUUUCUGUCACGGGCUCUAGAGAAAAUCCUGGCUGAUAAGGAUGUGAAGCGGGCCCAGAAUUCCCAGCUUAAGAAGGCUUGCGAAGUGGCCCUGGAUGAAAUUAAAUCGGAAAUUGAACAACCGAAAGAUGGAACUGCAACUCCCUCCAAAGCAAAAUUUAUUGAAGCCGAUAAAUAUUUUCUCCCAUUUGAACUAGCCUGCCAUUUAAAGUCUCCUCGCAUUGUCAGCACCUCUUUGGAUUGCUUGCAGAAACUCAUAGCUUAUGGCCACAUUACCGGUAAUGCUCCAGACAAAGGAGAACAUGGAAAACGCCUUAUUGAUCGCAUCGUUGAUACAAUAUGCAAUUGUUUUCAAGGUCCUCAAACAGAUGAGGGAGUGCAAUUACAGAUAAUAAAGGUUCUUCUGACUAUUGUAACUUCUCCUUACGUUGAAAUCCAUGAAGGGACAAUUCUUCAGACAGUUAGGACUUGUUACAACAUUUAUCUGGCAAGCAAAAAUCUUGUUAAUCAGACAACUGCCAAAGCCACUCUCACCCAAAUGCUGAACGUAAUUUUUAUCAAGAUGGAGAACCAGGCUCUUCAAGAGCUGCGUGACUAUGAGAAACAACAACAGAAAACCCAUUCGCCAGCUGCCCGCAAAGCAUCCGCUUCCCCCCAUUUACAAAGACUUCACAAUCCUCUGCCUGCAUGUGAUAGCUCUGAGCAAGGUCGCACAGAAGAGAUCACAAAUGGCGACCAGACAAAAGUCAAUCAAGUUGAAGCAGAUUGCUCUGAGGAAGGGACAAGUGCUGAACCCAUCUCUGCUGUACCAGAGUCAGAAGUGAAAGAGUUUGUCCCAGAUGUUGUUGAAGUGAAAGAGUUUGUCCCAGACGUUGUUGAAGUGAAAGAGUAUGUUCCAGAAGUUGUUGAAUCUGAAGCGGAACUUCCCCCUCCUGAAAAUGUUUCAGAAAAUGGUCAGGCUAAUGGAAUUUCAGAUGACGUACAGUCUGUAUCCUCCACAGAUAAUCUGGAAAUUGAUUCCCUUCAUGGCCAUAAUACCAGUUCAAGAUUCUCUCAUAUUUUGCAGAAAGAUGCAUUCCUAGUGUUUCGAUCACUCUGCAAACUCUCAAUGAAGCCACUUGGUGAAGGCCCACCUGACCCUAAGUAUGAUAACAGAAGGUUUAUGCACCGGUCACUGUGUCCUUCCUCUUCGUCCUGGGAGCACCAGAAAGAGCGCCUCCGUCCAAAGCGCAAACAAUCAUGUGAAACAACAAAGUACCUCCGGGCAUCACCUGAUGCUGAGGAAAAGCAGAUAUGCAGGGUCAAGCUGAUGCAGGUGUUUUUUAAAGAAAUAUUUUUAAAUAUAUUGGAGACUUCAACAAGUUCCUUUGAACACAAGUGGAUGGUUAUACAAACCCUGACAAGGAUUUGUGCAGAUGCCCAGUGUGUUGUGGAUAUUUACGUGAACUAUGACUGUGACUUAAAUGCUGCUAAUAUUUUUGAACGACUUGUCAAUGAUUUGUCUAAAAUUGCUCAAGGAAGAAGCGGACAUGAACUUGGAAUGACUCCGUUGCAGGAGCUUAGUCUACGGAAGAAAGGAUUGGAAUGUUUAGUGUCAAUAUUAAAGUGUAUGGUGGAAUGGAGCAAAGAUCUAUACGUGAAUCCCAAUCAUCAAUCAAUUCUUGGUUCUGAAAAAACUUCAGAUGCUGAAAGUGGUGAAAGCAAAACUCCUGAAAUAGUAGGAAGGAGAAGCAGUAUCAGCUCAUUUGAUUCUACAGUUUCCUCAGGAAUCGGCAGUAUUAGCACCCAGGCUUCCGUCCUUGAUGAUCCAGAGCAAUUUGAAGUUAUAAAACAGCAGAAGGAAAUAAUUGAGCAUGGGAUAGAAUUAUUUAAUAAAAAACCAAAAAGAGGUAUACAGUAUCUACAAGAGCAGGGCAUGCUGGGAUCUACUCCUCAGGAUAUUGCACAAUUUUUACACCAAGAAGAUCGUCUGGAUUUUACCCAGAUAGGAGACUUUUUGGGAGAGAACAAUAGAUUUAAUCGGGAAGUGAUGUAUUCCUACGUAGACCAGCUGGAUUUCUGUGACAGAGACUUUGUGUCUGCUCUACGCAUGUUUUUGGAAGGAUUCCGACUUCCUGGAGAAGCUCAGAAGAUUGACAGACUCAUGGAGAAAUUUGCUGCACGAUAUUUAGAGUGCAACCAAAGACAAACCUUGUUUGCGUGUGCUGAUACUGCCUAUGUAUUAGCUUACUCCAUCAUAAUGCUGACGACAGACCUGCACAGCCCUCAGGUAAAGAAUAAAAUGACCAAGGAGCAAUAUAUUAAAAUGAAUCGAGGCAUCAAUGACAGCAAAGAUCUGCCAGAGGAAUAUUUGUCAUCCAUCUUUGAUGAAAUCGAAGGCAAGAAAAUUCAAAUUAAGGAGACAAAGGAACAUACAAUUGCGUGCAAAUCUUCCAAGCAAAGUGUUCCUACUGAAAAGCAAAGACGAUUAUUGUACAACAUGGAAAUGGAACAAAUGGCUAAAACAGCAAAAGCCCUUAUGGAAGCUGUAAGUCAUGCUAAAGCGCCAUUUACUAGUGCAACCCAUCUGGAUCAUGUGAGACCCAUGUUUAAGCUAAUUUGGACUCCACUACUAGCUGCCUAUAGCAUUGGUCUUCAGGACUGUGAUGACAAUGAUGUUGCCAACCUAUGUUUAGAAGGAAUACGGUGUGCAAUCCGCAUAGCCAGCAUUUUUGGCAUGCAGCUUGAAAGAGAUGCAUAUGUCCAAGCUCUUGCACGGUUCUCAUUGCUAACAGCCAGCUCCAGCAUUACAGAAAUGAAGCAGAAAAACAUAGACACCAUCAAAACCCUCAUAACAGUGGCUCACACAGAUGGAAAUUACCUUGGAAGUUCAUGGCAUGAGAUCCUGAAAUGCAUCAGCCAACUUGAACUUGCACAGCUAAUUGGAACAGGUGUUAAAACUCGCUACAUUUCCGGAGCUGUACGUGAUAGAGAUGGAAGUAUGAAGAAUUACUUACCUGGUGGAGAGGAAUUCAUGGGGAUAGGAUUAGGCACUUUAGUUGGAGUGGGAGUUGAUAAGAAGCAAAUUGCCAGUCUUCAGGAAUCUGUUGGAGAAACCAGCUCUCAAAGUGUAGUUGUUGCAGUUGACAGGAUAUUUACUGGAUCUACAAGGCUUGAUGGCAAUGCUAUUGUUGAUUUUGUCCGAUGGCUGUGCGUAGUAUCCAUGGAUGAACUGGCCUCGCCUCAUCAUCCACGCAUGUUCAGCUUACAGAAGAUUGUAGAAAUUUCUUACUACAACAUGAAUCGAAUCCGCCUUCAGUGGUCAAGGAUUUGGCAGGUUAUUGGAGAUCACUUCAACAAGGUUGGUUGCAAUCCCAAUGAAGACGUGGCUAUAUUUGCUGUAGAUUCACUCCGUCAACUCUCAAUGAAGUUUCUUGAAAAGGAUGAAUUGGCUAAUUUCCGUUUUCAGAAGGACUUCCUAAGACCCUUUGAGCACAUUAUGAAGAAAAAUAGGUCUCCUACAAUUCGGGAUAUGGUCAUACGCUGCAUUUCACAAAUGGUGAACACUCAGGCUGGCAAUAUUCGUUCAGGGUGGAAGAAUAUUUUUGCAGUGUUUUACCAAGCAGCCUCUGACAACAAUGGAAAUAUUGUAGAACUGACAUUCCAAACAGUCGGCCAUAUUGUUACCAAUGUUUUUCAGCAUCACUUCCCUGCAGCAAUAGACUCUUUUCAAGAUGCUGUAAAAUGUCUGUCUGAAUUUGCUUGUAAUGCUGCAUUCCCUGACACCUGCAUGGAAGCAAUUCGGCUAAUACGCUAUUGUGCAAAAUAUGUCUCAGAAAAGCCUCAGGCACUGAGGGAAUACACAAGUGAUGAUAUGAAUGUGGCACCUUGUGACAGAGUUUGGGUCCGAGGGUGGUUCCCUAUUUUAUUUGAACUUUCCUGUAUUAUUAAUCGCUGCAAACUGGAUGUACGAACCAGAGGCCUCACUGUAAUGUUUGAAAUUAUGAAAAGUUAUGGUCAUACUUUCGAGAACCACUGGUGGCAUGAUCUGUUCAGGAUAGUUUUUAGAAUAUUUGACAACAUGAAACUUCCUGAGCAGCAGACAGAGAAAUCUGAAUGGAUGACCACUACAUGUAAUCAUGCACUUUAUGCAAUAUGUGAUGUGUUUACUCAGUUUUAUGAAGCAUUAAAUGGUAUUCUUCUUUCUGAUAUAUUUGCGCAGUUGCACUGGUGUGUAAAACAAGAUAAUGAACAGUUAGCAAGAUCAGGGACCAAUUGUUUGGAAAACCUGGUUAUCCUAAAUGGAGAAAAGUUUAGUCCUGAAGUUUGGGAUCAGACGUGUAACUGUAUGUUGGAUAUUUUCAAAACUACAAUUCCUAGUGUGUUGUUAACAUGGAGACCAUCUGGAAUGGAUGAUGAUACUUCAGAAAAACGUUUUGAUAUGGAUAUUGACCGCCAGUCCAUGAGCAGCAUGGAUAGAAAUGCUUCAGACAGAGCUCAUAGCCAAGUGUCUAAUACUACAGAAGAAAAUUGGAGAGGAAAAUCACAAGAGAAAAUGGCGGAUCAGAAACUCUUUGCCGGGCUCCUCAUAAAGUGUGUGGUACAGCUUGAGUUAAUACAGACCAUAGAUAAUAUUGUAUUUUAUCCGGCGACCAGCAAGAAGGAGGAUGCUGAACAUUUAGCCGCUGCCCAACGAGAUGCUUUUGACACAGAAGUACACAUUGAAUCUGAAUAUCAAGGAAUGUAUAAAUAUAUGUCAACAAAGCACCUCUUCAAGCUAUUAGACUGCCUUCAGGAAUCCCAUUCAUUUGCAAAAGCAUUUAAUUCCAAUAAUGAACAGAGGACUGCACUAUGGAGAGCAGGAUUUAAAGGGAAAUCAAAGCCCAAUUUGUUAAAGCAAGAAACAAGUAGUCUUGCCUGCUGUUUGAGAAUUCUUUUCCGAAUGAACACAGAUGAAACCCGCAGAGAUUCCUGGGAUGAAAUACAACAAAGGCUUUUAAAUGUCUGCAGUGAAGCACUAUCCUACUUUAUCACAGUAAAUUCAGAAAGUCAUCGAGAGGCGUGGACUAAUCUGCUGCUAUUACUUUUAACUAAAACACUUAAAGUCAGUGAUGAAAAGUUUAAAGCUCAUGCAUCAACGUAUUACCCAUACCUGUGCGAGAUCAUGCAGUUUGACUUGAUUCCCGAGCUUCGUGUUGUUUUGCGGAAGUUUUUCCUGCGCAUCGGGGUUGUUUAUAAGAUCUGGAUGCCAAAAAUUAAUUUACAGACAUCAGAAUCUAGUUUAUCUACAUAGCACGUUUUACCAGUAAGCCUGUGAUUCCUUACAACAGUAGCCGCCUCUUGUGUAGCAAUCACAACCAGUUCUGCUGGUAAAAUUGCCAUCGAAGAGACAUUUUUAUGUGAUGGUUGCUGUCUACACCCUUGGUAUACCAAAAGUGGCACUUUAUUUUUCUGGGUCAUUUGCUAGGAACUGUAUAAUUUUAAUAGCUAAAUGGAUACAGCUUAUACAACUGAACAGAAGGCAGUAUGUCGCUUGUUUUGUUUUCUCUGGUCAUCUUGUUUAAUAUAUAUUUUAGCCAAAUAUUACAAAAAUGUUGCAGCCAUUCUAUCCCGUCAUUUAAAUUUAGAAAUGCUAUAACUUACUCAAACCUAUUGUAAUUGCUGUUGGAUUUCCUAUUCAUACUGUGAUAAUGUAAUUGCAUCAUUUGGACUGUUCUAUUUAUCAUUUUUAGAAGGAAGAGGGCAAACUAAUUAUAUAUUUUUAUUUUUGCUACGUGGGAGGGUUUGAAGCUUUUUUGAUGGGUGGAAAUAUAUUUUCAUUUUUUCUCUGCUAUUUGACCGUUGUUCCCUGCUUCAUUCGUUAGGAACAUGCAUUCGUUUUGCCACUGCAUCUCUAUAAAUAAAAUAUAUUUAUUUUAUUUUUUUAAGUUUCAGUAAAAAUGUAUAGAUUGUUAAGGGUUAAGUUAAUGAAGCUCUAUAUCACUUAUUAAGGGAGAAUAUAUGAAAGUUCUCAGCAAAUGUGGUGUUGGACCAAGCUUGAAAUUACACUUUCUAUAAAUUAAUACUAAUCUUGUAACUGUUUACAGACCUUAAAGACAUUUGGUUGUAGUGAAGGCCGUCCUUUUACAGCACAUCUGAAAGGUGCUUAAAAGUCUCUCAAAAAAACAUGCCCAAAUUGAUUUAAUCUCAAGAAAAGUGUUGCGUUAUCAGUAUUCAAAGCCCAAAGACCUUUCUGUUGUGCAAGAUUUCUAAAGCCUAACGAUCCGUCAGCUAUAACAAGUAGUUUCUAUUUAUGCACCAGUGUUAACAACAUCAUGACAAAAUGAUGCCUUUUUACUGCACAUGGAAAGGUUUAGUAAGUGUGUUACAUGUUUGUCAAACAAAAACUUGACAAGUUUUAUGUGUACUCAAUGUAUUUAUUUAUUUUAACUUUUGGGUCAUGGGGAGUAGAAAUGCAUCAGGUGUAGUAGGGAAAAAGAAGCAUUUGUGUAUUGUGACUUUUCUAGCAAUGAUAUUCAUUUUAUAGCGCUAGAUUCAUAGAUUUGAUUUAUAUGUCGAGUCAUUGUCGCAGGAUUUUAACGAACUAUAUGGUAAUUUUACAUUUGCUAAAGAUGAAAAAAGAUCAAGCACCGUAUUUAAAUGCAUGUAAACGUUAUUACUGUUUUGCCGUGGCAUACGCACAUAUGCUGCGAGGACCCGUGCACCAGUAUUCAAGUUCAGAGAGCUUGCAGUGGUGUGUAUUGCAUCAGUGUCAUACAAGUGACUGCUGGCUUUCUGUGGUGUGGUUGACCUCACAGCAUAUGUGUAUAUGCCCCUGAAAAAGUGAACACUUUUACUAGAAUGAAAGUAUAUUGCAAAAAUGCUUCUAUUCACGAUUCAGGUAGAGCAUACACUUUUAAACAACUUUCCAAUUUUCUUCUAUCCAAUGACGAAGCAUAUAUGUGCAACAAACAAUCAGCAACUGGCUUCCAGAAGUACACUGCUGUUCCUAAACUUUUCAACAAAGGACCGUGGACAUUUUUUUUUUAUGUUUAUGUACCUUUUAAAAUUUAAAUGCACCCUUGUAUAUUUCUAUUUUGACAUUUCUAUCCCUUUAAGUAGACAUGGAAGUGCUAAAUUAAUUGUAAUUAAUUAUUUCCAUUGCAAAAAUAAAAAUGUUUGCCUGUGUUGUUUUACUAAAUAAAAAUGCAAAAUUCACAUUA
Messenger RNA from Bombina bombina (fire-bellied toad), 7370 nucleotides. RefSeq names its product ADP ribosylation factor guanine nucleotide exchange factor 2 (gene ARFGEF2). The transcript has 38 exons. The coding region runs from base 152 to 5461 and encodes 1769 amino acids. Gene Ontology annotation, biological process: regulation of ARF protein signal transduction. NCBI's taxonomy places the organism in Eukaryota, Metazoa, Chordata, Amphibia, Anura, Bombinatoridae. The record is from RefSeq and is a predicted model, not a curated record. Gene Ontology annotation, molecular function: guanyl-nucleotide exchange factor activity.